AUGAAGGCCCCUCUGCUUCCUGCGCUGGCGUUUUUCGUCGUCGGUACUCCGUAUCAGGUGCACCAUGCCCACGCAGCUUCCGCAUACUCGGAUGCUUCAUUGUUGGCGCAAGAGACGUUCACGUUUCCAGGAAUUACGGAUAUAGAUGAUUCGCAUGUUGCAGAGCGUGGAACGGGAUAUGAGGGGCCAUUCGGCACGCCAUACAACAUGUAUGGGAGGCCAGCCUAUGCAGACGUGGAAAUCGAUGAGGAUGUAGGAGUCAGCCGCAUCUCCCGCCGUGGAAGUCUUCGAAUGCCCGUACAGGGUCCCCCUGGAUCCUCCCUUAUAACGCUAGUCGAGGCACUUCGCAAGGCUUCUCCUGCACUUCGCAAGGCGCUUCUGCGCCAUUUCUGCCACUCUGUUGCCCGUUUGAAAACGCUUCCUUCUGGAGUUGCACAGCCACAUGAAAGGGCAUUCUUGUUGGAGCGCAGAGUCACGGAGGGUGAUGUUUCUACAUUGGUGACUAAGCUGAACGGCGUUUUUGGUGCUAUCACCAGUGGCGGCUUCACCAACUCUGCCGUGGCAGACACUCUGCUAGUUCCUUUUGCACGGCUGGUGGUAGAGACAGAGGGCAUGCUGUUUAGCAUUGCGCGAGAAGGUGAUGCCGCGAAGAUGGAAUCUGCUUUGAGCCAGCUGUCUCUACCUCUGGUGAGGGGCUUGUCCCACAUGGAGGCCCCUCACUCGGGGAGCACCUUAGUCGCCCUAGAACCCCUCAAGGCGUCUCUCACUAAACGAGCUAAAGAACUGGACGCAGAGCUGCUUGACGCUCAGGCUCACCCUGAGCGUGUGAUAUUGGAGUACUCUGCAGAACUGGACAAUAGCCUGUUAAAGACGGAGCGGAAGAUGGAUUUGCCGGAGGGAGACUCCCAUAUGGCCGACGUAUCGCCUCUCUCUGGAGCGCAACAGGCGAAAUAUCGAAAGCUGAAACGUAUCAAAUUCCUUUCGAUGCUCUUCGUAGUAAUUAUUAUCGCUGAGCUGACCUAUAUUGGGCUUGCUAAAUUCAAUAGCAUGACGAAGACAGAACCACCGCAGGAGCAGGAUGAAAGCUCAGAUAGCUCCUUUUUCGAGGAUGACAUAGAGGAUUUGGAAGACGGCUCUAUAGAUAACCUAUCUAACGUCCAGGGAAGUGCCCGCCCUUUCCAUAGUGAGCAUGAAAACUGGAUGCGAAGGGAUCGGGGGCCGCUCGGAAACAGAUCUCAUGUCUACCUAUAUCCAUCCUAUAGGGGAGGACGUCUGUUCACAGAUCUGACUCCGCCACGCGUCCAUAUUGGCACGUCCAUGAGCCCGAAUGCGAGCGCCUAUAAUCUCCUAAGCCAAAACCCUCCUCCUGGACCCCCCAUUGCCGCCUUCGGGGCUCCUCCCACACGGGAAGACAUAAGACCCCGUGCCUGUGCACCCGCUCGGGCGCGGCUUACGUGCAUAACACUGACGGCUAUGCAAGAGGCGUAUGAGAGCCUAGCAUGCUGCGGAAAGCACAGAGUCACUGUGCCUAUUAGGAACCUUGGUCUCCGUCGAGGAACACCUGAUUCCAGACUUGAUGCGUGCUCAAAAGAAAGGUACUGGGUGUCAUUUUAA
Messenger RNA from Cyclospora cayetanensis, 1614 nucleotides. RefSeq lists its product as uncharacterized. The coding region runs from base 1 to 1614 and encodes 537 amino acids. The transcript has 3 exons. The record is from RefSeq and is a predicted model, not a curated record. NCBI's taxonomy places the organism in Eukaryota, Apicomplexa, Conoidasida, Eucoccidiorida, Eimeriidae.